AUGGCAGAUUUUGAUUAUGUUUCCCACGUGGAUGCUACAGAGCCUAUGAAAGGUCCAAAGCCGCCGGCGGAUCUCAGUCAUCAUUUCUCCAGGGUGACGGUUGCGAGGAAGGAGAGCAAGAUCAAGGAGUUUUAUAAGUAUUUCCAGAUUCCUGGAAUUGGGAAUUUGGCUGGUGGCCUCCCCAACGCAUCUUUCUUCCCAUACGAUACACUGGAAGCCCAAAUCGCACAGCCAGAACGCUUCAAUCCCACACCAAACGACCCGAACGAUCCCAGCGAACUCCUCGCCUCAACGACCUUGAAGAAGAACCAUGAUGCCACUGCUGCUUCUCACAUCACUGUUCCCCAUGCAUCAGCAUCUCCAAACCCUCUGCAAAACAUUGACCUGACCACUGCACUGCAAUACGGAACAGCGCAGGGUUACCCACCACUCUACUCAUUCCUCAAACAGUUCACACGCGAGAACCUGCAUCCUAAUGUGCCAUACCUCGAUGGGCCAGAGAUCAUCCUGACAAACGGCAAUACAGAUGGCUUUUCAAAGUGCCUGGAGGCCAUGAGCAAUGUUUGGAGCGAGGAACGGGAUUGGAUUAGAGAGAGGCCGGGGCUCUUGUGCGAGGAGUUUGCGUAUAUGAAUGCAGUUCAAUCCGGUGGACCCAGGGGUCUGCAGAUUGUGCCGGUGAAGAUGGAUUUGGAGGGCAUGCUACCUUCUGGCCCGGGUGGGUUGCAGGAUGUGUUGGAGAAUUGGGACGAGUCAAAGGGAUUGAGGCCACAUUUGAUGUACACCGUGACAAUCCACAGCAUUGGACAGAAUCCUACUAGUAGAACACUGUCCAUCCAACGUCGUAAGGAUAUCUACGCCCUUUGCAGCAAGUACGAUGUCAUUAUUAUUGAAGACGAGCCAUACUGGUACCUGCAAUACCCGUCCGCAAUCGGCAAGCAAGCCGAAACUCGUGGCGAAUCUCUUCCAGCUGCACAAGAACCCCAUAAAUUUGACAAAUCGACCGGGUAUGAAUACUUAGACAGUCUCGUCCCCUCAUACCUGAAUUUUGACCCUGACGGACGAGUCCUCCGCCUCGACACAUUCUCGAAGACUGUAGCACCAGGCUGCCGCCUUGGCUGGAUCACUGGCCAACCUGCUAUCAUUGAACGGAUUCUUAGAAUUACAGAGAGCUCAACCCAACAGCCAUCCGGAUUCGUGCAAUCAAUGGUUGCAGAGCUGCUCAUAGGCCCUCAGCCUGCAGCCGCCGAAUUCGCCAAGAAGUCAAAGGCUGGCCAACUCGCAUUCUCGGGCUGGCAAACAGAUGGCUGGGUCCGCUGGCUCUCUGGCCUUCGAGGAGCAUAUGAGCGUCGUAUGACCCGAAUGUCUGAGAUCCUCGAAGAAGGCCGUUUCCAGCUUAAACAGGGAACGCCUAUCAAGUCCAGCGAGAGCGACUGGGCUGUUAUCUCUAAAACGAAGAUGUAUUCGUUUGAUUGGCCACGCGCGGGCAUGUUCUUGUGGAUGCGGGUGCAUUUUGAGGCGCAUCCGCUCUGGGGCAAGGUCGAGGGAGCUAAGCUUUCGAGAGCGCUGUGGAUUUAUCUCACUACCAAGCCAUACUUGGUUCUGUUGGCCCCGGGACAGAUGUUCAGCCCUACACCGGAGAUCUCAGAGCAGGAGGGAUGGAAAUAUUUCAGACUUUGCUUUGCUGCUGUGACAGAGGAUGAGGUGGACAAAUCAUCAAAGCGGACUGCUGAGGGUAUUAGGGACUUCUGGUUGAUUAGAGAUGAGAAGGAGCUGGACGAUAUUGAAGGCACUGUGAACGGAGAGGGAAUGAGGGAGGGCCUUAUGGACCUGGGUAUGAAUUGGGCUUGUUAG
Messenger RNA from Lachnellula hyalina, 1851 nucleotides. Its product is annotated as Aromatic amino acid aminotransferase. The transcript has 3 exons. Gene Ontology annotation, biological process: biosynthetic process. The coding region runs from base 1 to 1851 and encodes 616 amino acids. The record is from RefSeq and is a predicted model, not a curated record. Gene Ontology annotation, molecular function: pyridoxal phosphate binding; transaminase activity. Lineage: Eukaryota; Fungi; Ascomycota; Leotiomycetes; Helotiales; Lachnaceae.